GGUAACCAGUGCGGGUUACAAAGAGUGUCGUCGAUUUAAUAAAUUAUUUCGACGAUCGCAAAGAAAUGUCGAACCGCGAUCCGGACAAUUUGAUGGCUACAAACGAUGAAAAUUUCGACUACUUAUUCAAGAUCGUUCUCAUUGGCGAUUGCGGCACAGGAAAAACAUGUGUCGUUCAAAGAUUUCGAUCUGGUACAUUUAUCGAGAGGCAUGGAAACACAAUCGGUGUAGACUUUUCCAUGAAAACCGUACUAAUCGAUAAUAAGAAAGUUAAGUUGCAAAUAUGGGAUACAGCUGGUCAAGAAAGAUUUCGCACAAUAACUCAAAGCUAUUAUAGAUCCGCUAAUGGUGUUAUUGUAGUUUAUGAUAUUACAAAAAGGUCUACAUUCUUAAGUUUACAACACUGGGUUGAAGAAGUACGAAGUAUAACAUUUUUAGGUAAUAAAUGUGAUUUAGAACAUUUACGGGAAGUUGAAAAAGGAGAGGCAGAAGCCCUUUGUCCAUACCUUCCUGAAGUGCUACAAGUAGUGGAAACAUCAGCCAAAGAAAAUACCAAUAUAGAUUCUGUGUUUUUUUACCUGGCAUCUGAGCUUAAAAGAAGACAUGAAAAUCGCCAAAUAAAUACUAGUGGAGAUGAAGUUGUUAGACUUGGUGCAGGUCGAAAAUUGUCUUCCUGCUCAGCAUGCUCAUAUAAAAUAUUUUAA
This is a messenger RNA of Habropoda laboriosa, 704 nucleotides long. RefSeq names its product ras-related protein Rab-43 (gene Rab19). Gene Ontology annotation, biological process: regulation of exocytosis; protein secretion. The transcript has 4 exons. The coding region runs from base 66 to 704 and encodes 212 amino acids. Gene Ontology annotation, molecular function: GTP binding; GTPase activity. Lineage: Eukaryota; Metazoa; Arthropoda; Insecta; Hymenoptera; Apidae. The record is from RefSeq and is a predicted model, not a curated record.